Erpetoichthys calabaricus (reedfish) is the source of this 2280-nucleotide messenger RNA. RefSeq lists its product as uncharacterized. Lineage: Eukaryota; Metazoa; Chordata; Cladistia; Polypteriformes; Polypteridae. The transcript has 6 exons. Gene Ontology annotation, molecular function: zinc ion binding. The coding region runs from base 711 to 1373 and encodes 220 amino acids. The record is from RefSeq and is a predicted model, not a curated record.
UUUAUUUCUUUACUCAUUCAUUCAUUCACUGAGCAUUUGCAUGCUUCUGUUUUUCAAAUAAAAGAAAUCUGACUGAAUUCAAAACUGAAGUCAAAUGAAACUCGGACUUUUUCAAAAUGAAAUAAUUGUUUUCCUGGAAAUCCCUCAUUUGGGUAGCCAUGCAAUACUCAUUUCCUUGCAGGCCCUGGCAAGCAGCUGUUUUGAAAUGCCCAUGCACCUCCCAUGUCUGUUUGCCAAGACCAUAUUGUUUUUAACCUUAAACAGAGAACAUUGUACCUUCUGCUGGUGCUCGUUUCUCCGACUCUUCAGAAGCUGUGAAUCAGGUCCAUUACACUGUACAAUGAUGUCCUAACUAAACUUAACAGGAGCCUUGUUAACGGGACAAGAGGUACAGCAAGGCUGCACACUGCAUGUGUGUGUUUGAAUUCUGCUGAUAACUGCAUUCUUGUUUGUAAUUUCCUGCAUUAUUCAGGCCAGCCGCCGUUUCAGACUUUACAACAGAACAGCUCGAGUUCCUGUUUCCUCACAGGUCAGCUGUCGACUGACUGACAGGAUUCAGCAGCCGAGUACACAGUGGAUUAAACAACGGACAAUCAGCUUCUACUGGAUGUGUGCCCAGUUCUCACUGAGGAGGCUGUUGCUGGAUUUCUAUGCUGCCAGCCAGUACCCAGUACUGGGAGAGCUCCACAAAACUGAGAGACCCCUGAAGAAUGGACAAUAGCUAUGAAAAUUUAAUUGCCUGCAAUAAUAACACUGAUAAUAAUAUUGCAGAUUUACAGGAUUGCUACAUUUGCGGACAAGGAGAAGGGAGAUCCCGUGAUGCUUUGCAGAGCUUCUGUGAUUGCAAGACUUUGGUGACACAUGAGAAGUGUAUACUUACAUGGAUUUUAAAGGGAGCUGGAUCUGAAGACAGAUCAAGAUGUGGGAUCUGCAAAGCUGAGUACAUCUUGCAGAAAAAAUCCACAUGUUUGCAAAUUGCUUGCCAAUGGAGGACCUGGCUUGUCUGCAGCCUUAUGUUUUUGUGCAUGGUUCUCAAUCCCUUUGUGGUAUACAAAAUGAUGACGGCAUACAGGAACCCUCCUCCACACACCUUAUUUAAGGUGGCGGCAAUCUGUUUCGGGAUACUGGCAGAGAUACUGCUAAUUAAAUACCUUGUGAACUAUUGCCGCGCCAUGUACAGCACUGCCAAGAUGUCUUCAUUUUCGGUGCGGGCAAGAAGCGUGGAGAAAUGUGACACAGGCACUGGCCUUCUGUGGCCAGCAGCAGCCGCUCAGAACUCAUCAACAGCUGCGGUGAGCAGGGAAGGGGAGAGCAAGCAGGAGGCUGUCAAAGCAAGCGAGGGCCCCAGCCUCAAGCUGCGUGUGUGUGUCUGAGCACAAACCAACGCAGGGAGGCCUGAGCCCAAGGAAUGCCCAACAGCAAUGAAAAAGCAGAUUGACUCUCAGUGACUCAUUUAGCUUCUGGAUUGGCCAUAUUUCUCCCCUGCUGGCAACAUUAGCUGCAUUUCACUGGGACAUUCACACACAUUUUUUUCUCGUCUUUAGUGGUGUCUUUUCACUUGAUAUUGGUGGUUGUAGGACUGGGGUAAAGAACUUGAGAGACACAGAAUAAAUGAAUGUUAACAGUUGUCUUAGCUUCAGUGACAUCCAACUGUCUGUUUUAGAAAGUGAUUUUGGCUAACCUAAAAGGAAAAGUAGGUGAGUCAAAAUUCCUGCCCUACAUGUUUCAGUUAUGAUUCACUGCAAUGACUCGCUUUCUUUGAAUGUUAUUACAUGGAAGAGGAAAACCAAAGUUCUUUACAACAUUUUGGAAAAUGUGCUUUCAUAAUGAUGCCGUAGGACAGGAGCCUCCAACCCUUGCAGUAGGCGAUUACACCAGACACACAUAGGGAGCAAAAAUGUUUCUGUGUGGUGCCAGUCACUUGUUAAUGCCUUCAGGCUUCCUGCAUUGAUGUGGCCUUCACCGUUUCUACAUGCUAUGAUAAACCGUCUUCUCCUACAGGGCUUUUUCCCUAAUCAUGGCAGUACUUGACCUAUCUACACCUGUAUGUCACCUGCCGCAAGCUGCAAACAUUCUGGAGUAGGACAAGAGUAGACUCCUACUUCUCUCUACUGCCCUGCAGUAGUGCUUCAGCUCAUCUCAGCCAGCCUAUUAAGAGAAUGCUAAUCAAAUUUCAUGAAGCAUCCUUGCACUUCUGUCUCUCAGAGCACCAUUUCAACCUUAGCCUGACUUAAGCAAAGUCAAGUUGUUCUGUUCAUUGUUGCACCACAAAGGCAAAAA